Messenger RNA from Anthonomus grandis grandis, 1293 nucleotides. RefSeq lists its product as uncharacterized. The record is from RefSeq and is a predicted model, not a curated record. Lineage: Eukaryota; Metazoa; Arthropoda; Insecta; Coleoptera; Curculionidae. Bases 1 to 1209 code for a protein of 402 amino acids. The transcript is spliced from 2 exons.
AUGAUGUAUACAUAUUUGCUUAAUUUAUUAGACUCGGAAUCUGAUUCUGACUUUGUUGACGAAGAAAUAGCGUAUACAACUAUAUUCAGAAGAAAACUGCCAAAAAGUGAUUACUUAAAAAAGAGAAAGACUCACGGAGAAUUCGUUCUUCAGAAAGAACUUUCUAAAGAAAAGUACAAAAAUUAUUACCGAGUAACCCACCGAGUAAUUCACGGAUUUAUUAAAGAAGACAUAGAAGCUGAACGGUGUAAUGCGUCAAAGCCCAUCGGAACGGAAGAAAAACUAGCCGUAUUUUUAAGGUACAUCGCUUCAGGGAACUGCUUUAAAAGUAUGGGCUACAGUUAUAGAAUGAGUGACCGAACAGUAUCCAAUAUUGUAAAUGAAGUAGCAGGAGCUAUUUGGAAACGUAUGCAACCAUUAUGUAUGCCACAAGGAACAGCAGAACAUUGGACGUCCAUUGCACAUGGUUUUGAAGAAAGGUGGCAAUUUCCACAUUGCAUCGGAGCUAUUGACGGGAAGCAUGUAUUAAUAAAGAAGCCAGGUUUAAGUGGUUCCUCAUUUUUUAAUUAUAAAAAAACUUUCUCUAUUGUAUUAAUGGCUAUUGUGGACUCAAACUACAAAUUCAUUACUAUUGAUGUUGACUCAAUGGGACGAUUUAGUGACGGAAACAUUUUUGGUAGCAGUGUUUUAGCAAAAAAACUUAAGAACAACACUUUGAAUAUCCCUCCAGCUUCUCUAAUACCUAUAAUUGAUGAUCCAAUGCCAUAUGUAUUUGUAGGAGACGAAGCUUUUCCUUUGUGUGAAAAUUUAAUGCGACCAUAUCCAAAACGAAGUGUCAUGGACAAUUACGAGAACAAAGUUUUUAAUUACAGACUUUCGCGGGCUCGACAAACUGUGGAAUGUUCUUUCGGUAUUCUUGCUUCCCAUUUUCGUGUUUUUCGUUCACCAUUUGAUUGCAAAUUAGACAGUGUAGUGAAAGUUGUAAAAGCAUCUUGCUUGCUGCAUAACUAUUUGAGAAAUUCUCCAAUUUCACAAAUCGAAGAAUUCUCCGAAAAUAUGCCGGAACAUCAGCUACUUCCACUUCGUAAAAUUAAUACUCGAAGUCCAUCUAAAGCUUUUUGCGUUCGUCAAAACUUCACAGAAUACUUCGUAUCACCAGCAGGAUCGCUGCCCUGGCAGAGAGAUAGUGUAUUGAGAGGGAAAUACUAAAAUCUACGUACGCAUGUACCGUACAAACUAAAACGUGACAAAAUUGCAUUAUUUUAGAAUAGGAAAGAAGGGAAAUACGCAAUU